Aedes aegypti (yellow fever mosquito) is the source of this 2531-nucleotide messenger RNA. Its product is annotated as cytochrome P450 4c21. The coding region runs from base 954 to 2426 and encodes 490 amino acids. The record is from RefSeq and is a predicted model, not a curated record. The transcript is spliced from 5 exons. Gene Ontology annotation, molecular function: monooxygenase activity; heme binding; oxidoreductase activity, acting on paired donors, with incorporation or reduction of molecular oxygen. Lineage: Eukaryota; Metazoa; Arthropoda; Insecta; Diptera; Culicidae.
AACAAAAUAUUUAUAAAAUGUUUAAAAUAAACAAAAGUAUAUUUGAUUGUGUUGUUUUGCAUAGUUGAAUUAUAAACAAAUUAGUUGUUUCUUUAAUAUGAAAUAAAAAGUAAAUUUGGACAAAUUGAGAUGUAAAAUUGUGAAAAAUAAUGGAAUCUUUCUUGUGUUUAACUGUGUGCGAAACUUUAAAUGGAGAAAGCUUCCCUAUAAUUUAUUAGUUUUACUAACAUUGAAAAUUCUUUUGGAUUCCUAUUUCUGUCGGAAAGUACUGUGAAAUGCCAUGGGAGUCCUGAUGAACCAUUGGUGGUAUUUUCUGCGGUAAAAUAUCGCAUUACCAUAUUCGUUGCAAAAAAUAAGUCGAGGUAUUAUAGCUCGUUGUAGUAUGUGCAUGUUAUAGGCUUAUUAUAUUCUUAAGUUCGGGCGUUUGAACGAUAGGCCACAUAGAGGUAAAAAUACUUCUUCCUGUUAAUAAUGUUCGAGAAAAUUCUAUUAAAUUUAGGAAAGAAUGUUCCAGAAAGAUCUUUUUCAAGAAAAGCAGUUUAAAAAAACUCUCGAAUAAUGUGCUUGGUAUAGAACAGUAAGUUUCCUUUGGAAACAUUCCAUUGGAAUAAUUUACUUGGAAAGUUACCAUCUGGCAUUGAUUGUUCCGAAUAUGAGUCAUGUUCACAAUUUAAACCCUUAGCGAUUUCACCAUGUUUGACUCACGUUUCAACAGUCAAUGAUCAAAAUCAUCCCACUAUCACUGUACACAGAGGUGAACUUCUGCUAUUGCUCCAAUUUUCUAGCUUUGUCUUGUCUGCACUCAUUGUCAAGGCACUGCAAUUGCACGUGUAACGGCGACACCUCCCCUGUCACACGGCGAUCAAGAACCAUUAAAACGUAAAUUAGGCUCCCCCACCACGCUCAGUCGUAGUGCAACGGCCCUGCCAUAAGCUUAGAAAAACGAUCGCAACAUGUGGUUCUUCACAGUGGCAUUAGUUUCGAUUUGUGUUCUGAUGGUGAUACGCUGGCUGCAGAAACGGAGAAGGGACUUCGCCAAACAUGUCCCCUGGGUCAGACCAUAUUUGCCGGUGCUUGGCAAUGGUUUGCUGUUCAUCGGAAAGGACGACGUGCAACGGUUCUGGAACAUGCAGAAAAUGUUCGACAGAAAAGAAAAUCUAUUUAGAUUCUAUUUGGGUCCAAACACGGUGUUCGGUACCAAUGAUCCCGGCACGGCGCAGCAGAUUUUAACCGAUCCGAAUUGCAUGGAUAAGCCUUAUGUGUACGAUUACUUUCUGGCUGAUUGUGGAGUUUUCGCCGCGAAAACAAGUGUGUGGAAGAGUCAGCGGAAAGCACUGAAUCCCACUUCGAACGUCCGAGUGCUUCAAGGAUACAUACCAACCUUCUGCAGGAUAAACAGUGCAAUGAUCAAACGACUGGAGAACGUACCCGCAGGGAAGACAAUCAAUUUUAUGGACUACGCAUCAAGAUUGGCCGUAGAGUUGGUUUGUGCUACGACGCUUGGUUUCGAUAUAAACCAGUUUGACGAUCCGGACGGCUUCGCUCAUAACAUGGAACGAGUUUUCUAUGUAGCUUCCAGAAGAAUGCUGAACGUACAUCUGCAGUUGGAUACAGUUUAUCGAUGGACUAAGGAUUACCGCGAGGAACGAGCCCUUCGCGAGAAGAUGGAGAGUUAUGCAAUGAAGAUCUACGAAAGUGCGGAAAGAAGAUUCUCAUCGCCCCCUGAAGAUGACGAAGAUCAGGAACAAGAAAAAUCACGAAUACUAGUGCACCAACUGUUCGUGAACAAGCAUCGAAAAUUCGCCAAAAUGGAAAUUCUUCACAACAUCUACACAAUCAUCGCCGCGGGAACGGAUACCACGGCAAAUGCAGUUUCGUAUACCUGCCUCCAGUUGGCCAUGCACCCCGAACAACAGGAGAGAUUGUACAACGAAAUCAAUGAUAUCUUCCCCAACUCGGAGCCUAUCAUCACCCUAGAAGCGCUCAAGUGUCUCCCAUACCUGGAUAUGGUCCUAAAAGAGGCCCUACGACUGUAUCCGGCAGCAUGGAUAGUCAUGCGGGAGAACACUGACGAUGUAAUCAUCGACGGAUUACGUAUUCCCAAGGGUAACAAAUUUGCGGUGAAUAUCUACAGCAUGCAAAGGCGGGUUGAUGUUUGGGGACCGGAUGCAAACCUAUUUAAUCCGGAAAGAUUCGGUGCGGAACGCUCUGCCACCAGACAUCGGUAUGCGUUUCUACCGUUCAGCGGAGGCCGCAGGGAUUGUUUGGGUGCCCGUUACGCGAUGAUCAGUAUGAAGAUAAUGAUGGUGCAUUUGGUUAAACAUUUCCGAUUUACCACCACCAUGCGAGAAGAGGACAUCAACUUCCGAUUCGAUGCUCUGCUGAGGAUAAUUGGUGGCCAUCAACUACAAAUAGAGAAACGAUGAAGGAAACAUACCCAUGAAACAAACAUCACGUACCUGAAUGAGCAUUUAAGAAAAGUAUAGAAUUUAUGGAAAUACAACUGUCACUGCCAAAUAAUUAUUUUACAA